Molecule: messenger RNA, 787 nt
Organism: Frankliniella occidentalis (western flower thrips)
Lineage: Eukaryota; Metazoa; Arthropoda; Insecta; Thysanoptera; Thripidae
Exons: 4
Source: RefSeq, a predicted model, not a curated record
AUGAUUUUUGUAGAAGGCAGUGCGUCCCCUCCAUCUCCAUUCGUUCACGGGCCAUACAAAAGAGACCUGUCUGCUCUCAGAGAUUCAAAGAUUCGUGAGCUCAGUAAGCUCAUGGAUCCAGAUAAAUCCAAACAGCAGCUAGCUGAGGAGGUGAGGCGAUUGCGCCUACAAUGGGCCGAGCGGGCCGACCGGGCUGAGCCAGAGACACCGGGGGCUGUUCGAGCCGGGGAGCUGGUGGCAGACGGCACUGGCACUCUCACUGAUAAUGAGCGAUCCUUGGCCAGCGUCGGCACUCCUGUCGCCUCGUCGACAUUGUUGGCUGCCUUGCCCCCGCCGUCCGUGAGCAGUGUUUUGGCCCCGGUUGUGGCUCAGGCGUCGUCAGCUGCAGGCCCUGCAGGCCCUGUUGCAGGCCCUAGCAGCAGAGACGACACAAGUGCUGCACUUCUCAUUAUUCGGGGCAAUGGCGUUCAAGAGCUUCUGCGAUCUGUGGAGCACUUACUGUCUCAGCCGGACCUUCAGUCAGUUCGUGGUUGUCCUGAGCACAGAGUUGUUCAGGGGGCUGCAGCCUCUAUGAGGCCUCGAUGCUCCACCAGCCAAUCUCUAUCUCGCCCUGAGAAGAAGCCCUCAGGAUCGACUGAUAGUAAUUUGGGCGUGGUGCAAACAAUCAGUUCGGACUCAUCAGCCUCUGAUGACAAUCGGAGGCCAAAUGAGCCUGCCCUCAGGCACUUCAACUCUAAGAAGUCCGCAUGUGACUGGAGAACUUCUCUCCCCUCAACCUCACGUGCAG